Tarenaya hassleriana is the source of this 1282-nucleotide messenger RNA. RefSeq names its product protein Jade-1. The record is from RefSeq and is a predicted model, not a curated record. NCBI's taxonomy places the organism in Eukaryota, Viridiplantae, Streptophyta, Magnoliopsida, Brassicales, Cleomaceae. The coding region runs from base 50 to 1117 and encodes 355 amino acids. The transcript is spliced from 2 exons. Gene Ontology annotation, biological process: regulation of transcription by RNA polymerase II.
CUUAAUUCUUCACCGAGAAAAACUAACCCAGAAAUCUGAACUCGGAGUCAUGGAUUCCAAGUUGCAAACUUUGCCUCCUCUCAAAAGACUGAGACUGAUGCAGCGGGAACAGGAACGCGAGCAGCGACGGAUCGAUUCGGAGGUGAAACCGUCGCAGCUUCCGGCGAAGAAGAGAAAGGAGACUCGGGUGGAUUACGACGCCGGCGAGAAUUCAGGACCCACCUAUUUUUGCUUGCCGGCGAAGAAAAGGGUAUGGGCGAUUGAUACCGAUUUGCUCUCUGGUAAACCCCUUUCGCCUUUUGAUCUGAAUAUUGAAUACAAACCAUCCUUUGAGGAAAACCCAUUUGAGAAAAAACGGACUUUGAUGGCUGAUUCGAGUCUAGAAGUAGGAAAAGAAAAUAUUGACCCUUUAGGGAAAGACUGCGUCUUUGUUCUGUCGGAUGAAAAACUUAGCGGUGGAGAAUUGAGCAAAGAGGAAGACGAUGAUGGUGAUAAUGGUCAUUAUGAGGAUGAUGAAGACGAUGGGAUUGUGUGUGCCGUAUGUCGGAGCACAGAUGGUGACCCGUCAGAUCCAAUCGUUUUCUGUGAUGGGUGUGAUCUAAUGGUUCACGCUUCUUGCUAUGGUAACCCUCUCGUUAAGGGAAUACCAGAAGGUGACUGGUUUUGCGGGCAGUGUUUGGAAUCUCGGUCAUCGGGAAAUGGGGAAAAGACCUUCUCUUGCUGCUUAUGUACGACCAAAGGUGGUGCCUUGAAGCCCACAAAGGAUGGCCGAUGGGCUCAUAUCGUGUGCUCGUUGUUCGUGCCAGAGGUUUACUUUGAGGAUCCAGAAGGAAGGGAAGGGAUCUGUUGCAGUGAGAUACCGAAAGGGCGAUGGAAAGAGAUGUGCCAUGUGUGUAAGGUCAAGCGUGGGUGCGUCAUCGAGUGUUCGGAGAUGAAAUGUCAGUUGGCAUUUCAUGUUACUUGUGGGUUGAAGGAAGAUUUCUGCAUCGAGUAUCGUGAGGGCAAGAAGGCAGGCGGCAUUGUGGCUGGAUUCUGCAAAGAACACACCAAGCUAUGGGAACGGCAACAAGGAACGGGAAAAUUCAAGAUUGUAGCCAGAGAUGGACAUAGAAAAUAGAAAGUAGCAGAAUCCAGUGAUUGGCAGCAUUCUUGUGCCUCAAACUCUGUAGUUUCAUAUGAUCUCUGAAUUGUUUUUCUUCGGACAAAUAAUCCUAGAUGUUCUUGUCUCAUCAAUGCUGGUAUGUUCUAUGUUCCAAUGGGUUAAUAAGACAGAAUUCGAGAA